Messenger RNA from Oryza sativa Japonica Group (Japanese rice), 1450 nucleotides. RefSeq lists its product as uncharacterized. The record is from RefSeq and is a predicted model, not a curated record. NCBI's taxonomy places the organism in Eukaryota, Viridiplantae, Streptophyta, Magnoliopsida, Poales, Poaceae. Gene Ontology annotation, cellular component: intracellular membrane-bounded organelle. Gene Ontology annotation, molecular function: thiolester hydrolase activity.
CCGUCUUCUACCUCCGCCUCGUCGUCACAAGUCACAAGCACAAGAGGCGAAAGCGCGGCGCCGUCGCGGAGAGGAGAGGAGGGCGACGAGGGGGAGGCGAUUCCCAAACCCUAGCUACCCUCACCGCCGCCGCCGCCAGCAGCGAUGAUGGCCUACGCGCUGCGCGGUGCCGCCCUCGUCGGCGUCCUCCUCCUCGUCGUGGCCUCCCCGGCGCUCGUCCCGGUGGCCUCCGCCGUGCCCUUCAUCGUCCUGCACGGGAUCGGCGACCAGUGCGAGAACGGUGGGAUGGCGUCCUUCACCGAAAUGCUUGGGGAAUGGUCCGGCUCCAAGGGAUACUGCAUUGAAAUUGGAAGAGGAGCAUGGGACUCUUGGCUGAUGCCACUUCAAGAGCAGGCAGACACUGUUUGCAAGAAGGUGAAGAAAAUGAAAGAACUCCGUAAAGGUUACAGCAUAGUUGGCCUUUCUCAGGGGAACUUAAUUGGUCGGGCAGUAAUUGAGUACUGCGAUGGUGGACCACCGGUAAAGAAUUUCAUCUCGAUUGGUGGUCCUCAUGCUGGUACGGCAUCAGUACCACUUUGCGGUUCUGGCAUCGUUUGUGUUCUUAUUGAUGCUCUGAUUAAAUUGGAGAUAUAUUCAAACUAUGUACAGGCACACCUUGCUCCUAGUGGUUACCUAAAGAUACCCACUGAUAUGACAGAUUAUUUGAAGGGUUGCAAGUUUCUUCCAAAGCUUAACAAUGAGAUACCAAGUGAAAGAAAUGCUACGUAUAAACAAAGAUUCAGCAGCCUGGAAAAUCUAGUAUUGAUUAUGUUUGAGGACGACGCAGUGUUAAUACCCCGGGAAACGGCAUGGUUCGGGUACUAUCCCGAUGGCGCCUUCAGUCCAGUGCAGCCACCUCAAAAGACAAAGUUGUACACGGAGGACUGGAUCGGCUUGAAGGCUUUGGAGGAGGCUGGGCGUGUUAAGUUCGUAUCAGUGCCAGGAGGUCACCUGAGCAUCUCCAGAAGUGACACGAAGAAGUACAUAGUGCCAUACUUGAAACCGGACGGAUCAUCCAGGUUCGGCAUUCGUCGCAUCUUGUCGGAUUGAUUCACGAGAAGAAGGCGUUCCGAGUGACCAGUUCUAACGUCACAUGGACAUGGAUUGUAUGUAAGCUCUGAAUUGUGGACUUAAUUGUUGAUGCCAUGUAAAUACCUUGGUAAAGGUAAUGGGGUAAUGGAAUACGUCGUGUACUGUAGGGCAGGUGGUUAGCGUACCUGAACUGCAGAACUGGCGAUGCUAGAAUUGUGCUGCCUAUUAGCAAAACGCAAUUGUGGGCUUUUAUGUAGCAGACCUCACUAGGAAAAAGUCCAAUUCGACAAUCUCGUAUAUAGUUCGGAUUUAAUUCAACAACAGAAACAGCUAUAAUGAUUCCUCCAGUUAGGCUUCCUCCAAUGGUGCCUUGUAAGCU